AUGAACGUUAUCAAGUCGAAGAACUGGAGCAGGCUCACUGAUUCGCAUCUUAACAAUUGCUUGCGUGCGGGAACCUCAGCGCAUGCACCUAACGUACCUAACGUAUAUGCUGGUGGACGAAAUUCAGUGUCAAAAAUUGGGCUACACCGUAAACAGAAGAGACAUGACUAUAUUGUUAAAUCUAAACAAGAACUCGAACUCAAAGUUAAGAGCUUCAUUCCACCUUACGCUGAAGAACCGGAAGUUUAUAUAAAAGAAGGUGCAUAUACUCUUGUACGUAGUGCUUCCGCCAGUGCUGAUAUUGCGCUUUCUCGUGUUACUUCUUCGGUGAACCAUUCAGGAGAAUCAUCUGCUGAAGAUUCAGUUGCUGCUGAAUUUCAAAAUUCUGCUGUUGAGCAUUCUUCUCUUCCAGAAGUUGAUAAAAGAUCCCUCAGCUUAGACAGAACUGAAGAUAGAAUUCCGAUGGCUUUUGUCGAUACAGUUGUUUAUCACCAAACACAAAGAAAGCCGUCAAGAAACAGAAACAGCCGACCUCCUACGCCAAGAGUGACAGAAAAAACAUUUGUGCCUAAACAGCAAAGGACGGUCUCAGUUGCUUCCUCGAAUUUAGCCGAAGCAAUAAGAGAAAGUCCUACAGAACAGAUGGAGGAAAAUGGAAAUCAGAACCAAACUUUAGACGUUGCAAUACCGCAGGAAAAUGCUUUAAAUAGCCCUCCACCAAGACCUCAAAGUGGAAUCCAACAAACAGAAAACGAAGAAGUGCAGAUACCUGUACCAACGCCCACGACUCCAAUGCUUUCAGGUAAGGAUGAAACUGGAACUAUAAAUGUAAGCGAAACUGAUACUUCAAACAAUACAAGUGCAGAAAGGACUACUAAAGAAGGUGAAACUGAUGAUACACUUAUCAAAGCCAGCGAAGAAGCAAAACUUUCUUCAAUUAAUACACAAAUUUCGGAUAACGAUAUUAUUCUAACGAAUGAAAAAGUUAUUAGUUCUGCCGAAGAAAUUGAGAAGUCUAGUGAUAUUCAGCUGAAUAGUGAUGACGGUGAUAGUAUUGAAAAAGAAGAAUCAGUGAAACAAGCCAGUGAGGAUGAGAACGUCUUAGAAUACUCCCAUACUUCUUUUGAUCACAUAAAUUCUAAAAUGGGAAAUGAAGAUGUAAUCGUCGAUCCAAUAAAGUUACUCCAAGGUGAAGGAGAGUCUCUGAAAAGUGCUGAAGAGAAUGGAAGAGAUCAUUACGAUGAAGGCUUCCACAGCGGCGAGCUUAUGGCAUCAGAAGAAGACAGCAAUAGUAUUGAAACAUUAGGAGAUUCUGGAAUUAAAGAUGAACAUGAUCUUGCAAAACCCAUUCGAGCUGCGACGCCAAUGCCAAGAAGUUCCAGUUUCUACAAGCCUUUGAAUAUGGACCUCGAAAUAACGGAUUUGCAGAAAAGGGCGGAAGAAUUAAGAGCAGAACGCAAGCUGAAAGAAUUAAAAAGAGAUUCUUUACUGCAGAAAGUGAGAGACCUUCAAAGACGAAAAGUUUCGACAAAAGAUCAAGCUCGAGAGGAAUGGAGAAAAAGGUUUCUAGAGGUAAAGAAGAUAACACCCCGGCUGGAAGACCACUGCAGCAAGUUACGGCAAGAGCUAGAAAAGCUAGUAAAAGAUAUGCUGGUCAGCAUAAAAACCGAUCCUGAUUCCAAGCCACACAAACCAUCCAAAAAAACAAGUUAUAAAAUCAUGAUUAUGCGACUUUUACAAGAAGUUGAAGACCUCAGAAGGCGACUCCAGUCUGUCACAGUAAGGCUGAAUGCUGAGACAAAACUCAGAGCACAAGCUGAAUAUGAAGUGAAGAAACUGAGACAGGAUCUUCUUCACAAAAAAACACAAGUUACGUUAACAAGGAAGCAAACAUCUUUCCCACAACCUUCUGAACAGUUCUUCAUUAGUGCUGUUUGAAAUGGGAAAGAAAGGCAACUUUUCACUGAAUACUGCUGUUAAGUGACGAUUAUCGAGCUUCCACAGGAUGUUUUUGCUGAGAACUGAAAAGCAAGAUCCAGCAAAUUUAUUACCUAAGAAUGAUUCUGCUGAACUAAAAUAAAUUUCUAUUCAGAUAAAGAAAGGAUUAAUCAGAUAAAAGUUGAAUAUUAUAUCAUUGCUGCCAGCCUUGAAAUAUGAAAAACAAAGAGUUUUGGGGAGGUUUCUCAUGCUGCCAUUUCAAAAGAACUCUGCUUAAUGCAUAAUUCAGGUUACGAAAAUGCAUAUAAAUGAUUCUGAUGCAGAAUAUAUCAACAUUAGAUAGCUAUUCUGUAUUUUAUAUUCUUUGGCUAAUUUCAUUUUCUAAACUUUAACUAUUUCAAAUGUUAACCACAGAUCCAUGAGAACAAUCAGGUGACUAAUCACUCUAUCUUAUCAUUUAAGUAAAGUAACUCCAGCACAAAAGUAGCAUUAUUAUUUCAUCAGCCUAACAGCUACACAACCUGUGUAAUAACAAAGAGUAAACUCUCAGCUUGAAAAAAUGACAGUAAUAAAGUUAAGGCAAAAUAAUAAGAUUAUAAGACAAAAUGCAACUAAAGCAUUUAGCUGAGUUCUCAACUUGAGUAAUUACAGUUAGCCAUGCUUAAGCUAUAACAAGUAAUUCAGACCUAGGAAGAAACACAAUGAGACUGUCAACAAUAACUCUCAUAAGCUCUUUCUCAAUCUCAGGUACUCUGUAUUUAAAUACUAGUUAAUGUAUUUAAAUACAUUAACUAGCUUGCAUUCUGGUGGGAGCCCAUGAAAGCAAGAGUACCUGUAAGGGCACACUAAUAAGAUAACUAGUCAAUAAACAUAAAACCUUAUUAUUUUCUUACACUUUUAUUUUCCAAAAAGUUUGAGAAGGGGGAGGGAAAUCAUAAAUAAAAGUGCUUUUAAAUGUGAUGAAAUAAGAUUAAAAUUAAUGCACAUACUAUUGCAUGAAUAUACUUAGUAAUGUAUCUUUUACUGACGUAAAAAGGUUAAUGUAUUAAUGAUGAAAAAUUACUGAAGUAAUCUGACUGAUUAAACAUUAUCUUCAUAAAAAGCUCUAUGUAUGUUUACAGAAGAUUAAGACAACUAAGAGCAAGUAAAAUUUAAUAAGAAAAAUUAUACUAAAAAUCACUGGGGUUUAGGUGGGAUGGAAUUAGCUAUUUUAAGUUUCAUUUAUUGAUGGGAAAAAUUUUCCUUUGUAAAGGCUAAAAUUUAAAAACUGGGAGAUCAAUGAUCUGCCGGGAGACUGGGAAAAGCAAUAAUACAGCAGGAGUCUCUUUGUUUUACCAGGUUAUUUGGCAGCUUUGUUACAUACACUGAUUUGGUGUUUUGACCGAUUCCUUUAUGAGAAAAUAAUUAAAAACAUUUUUAUAAAUUUAAAAUUAGAAAUGCAUCUCUGAAAUCAAUGCACAUAAAAUUAAUAUGAUUUUUGUACAGGAAACUAUCACAGAAAUGUACUUAAAAAAGUAGGAAAAAGUAAGUAAGAGAAAAGAAAUUAAGUUUUCAUGUUGUUUAAAACUAGUUACAAAAAGAGGGUAAAAAAGAUUUGCUACUAUAUUCAGGAUAAAAUGCGACUCUAUUGGAAAUGUGAUUUAUAAUUUAAAGAAAAUAUUCAUGCCCAUAUAAAGAGCUGCACUGUAUAUAAAAAUCGCAUGUGUAUGAAUAUCUUCAUUUACUAGAUUAUAAGAAUUUUUAUAUUAUUCUCCUUAUUACUAAAAUUUUUCUACAGUACAAAACAGAUACACAGUAUCGAUAGGAGUUCUUAGCUGGCCUUUAUUUCUGCAACUGUUGGUCACAGACAUAUAUUUCCAACAAUAAAAAAGGUUAAAUGACACAAAUAUUCAAGUUGCCAUUUUCAAAUCUGAAACAAUUAUAUAAUACUUAACUUUCUAACUUUUUAUACAUCAUACAGGAUCCAUAUUUAAGAGAAAUUUAUACUCAUUAUAAAAAAAAUAAAACAUUAGUUUGACUCUUAUAUGAGAAAAAUUGGCUGAGGUAUUUAGUUUCAGCAUUUGGGAUAUAUGAUGUCACUUCUAACUUGCCUUGAGAGGUUGAUUAAUAAAUCAAUUAGAAUAAUUUGAGAUUCAUUUUUUAUUCUUAAAUGCUACUGAAGGACAUUCUUUUGUUACUUAUUAAUAUACACUUUUUAACUGGUAUGCCAAAAUAAUUUUCACACAAAUUAUUUUUAAGUUUCGAUACAUUAUUAAAAUUUAUUGAAUACAUUACUAAAAUUGUAAAAAAAUCUGCAAAAAUACAUUAUUAAAAAUCUCAUGAAGUUUUAUUACUUCAGAAACAUCACCGAAUAUUACUUCAAAUUUUUUAUUCCUGUAAUAAUUUUGAGAUCCCAAGUUUUCUAGAAUAAAUUUUUCUAAAUUGUAUUGAUCAAUGUGUUUCAUAACAGUCUUCAGAAGAAUUCUUCUCACUUAAUCUGUUAACAUCAGAAACCUUUUUUUAAACUGAGAUUUUAUUAAUUGCAUAUAAAUGCAAACAUUUCAUUCUUCAAUUUAUGUACGGUCCACGAAUAUAAUUUCUAGCUUUAAAGUAAAAUAUUCAUGUCAAUUUCGAUCAUGACGGGAUCAAACUUUGUGUAUCUUAUUAGAAUUAAUAUAAAAUGUAAAAAAAAUUCAUAAAUACUAUAAAUAUGGGGAACCAGUGGGACGUAUAAAAAGUUAAGAUUUCACAAAACUGAUUUUCUUUUAAUAUUUAAAAAUACCCAAACAAUGAAUAUUUGCAUUGUUUGAGACAUUUCUGUAACAGGAAGUGUAUGUCUAUGACUAAUGGUACUGAAAUAAAGUUCAGAUAAGGUCUUUCAUGGACACAGUGGAUAUAUACGAUUUCACUGGUUAGUAAAAUUCAAGUGCAUUAUGCAUGGCAAUUUAAGCUCCAAAUGUUAAUAAAUAUAAUCUUAUCUGUUUCUAAUAUCAAUAUGUCAAUGUUACAAAAUACAAAGACAAAAAAUACUAAUAGUAUUCAUUCUUUAUUUCCAAAAAUGUUUUAUGCAUAAUUUUUGAUUGUAUAUACAUUCACUUUAAUAACUGUUCAAUAUUUUUAUAAAUAUUUCCAUAUUUAUUAUGGCUGUUAAUAAACUGCUUAAAAAUACUUUGAGUAUCUACUAUGUAAUUAAGAAUUUUAAUGUACAUUUAUUGCUGUCCUUUGUGGUUUAAUUAGAUAUAUAAAUAUAUGCACUCAUACUGCUGCAUUGUCUACUCAUUUAGCAAAUGAACACAACUGUUGUUACAACUCAUAAUACAAGAAAAAAAUGAACACUUUUGUUACAUGUAAAUAAAUUUUAAAAAGGUUAUACUCUCCAAACAUUUUCCCUACAAUAUAUUCUAAUGAAUGAAUCAAUAACAUAUAAUUAGAAGAUAAAUGAAAAAAAUAUUGAUCACCCUUUGGGAAAUGACUAAUAAUGUAAAAUCUUAAAAAAAAAAGAAAAGCAUCAUAUUACAUAUAAAACUACUGUACAUAUGUAAACAUAAUUAUACAAAACAUCCAUAUCCAUGCACAGAAAUACUUCAAUUGCAUAUAUGUCAUAAAUAACAAAUCAUUUGAUAUAUUCAUAUGAUAUGGAUAUUAUAUUUGUACUUAAAAACCAAUCAGUGACAUCUAUUAUAAAAUGCAUUAUAUUAAAAGGCACUUAAUAUAAAGAAUACCACUAUGUUUAAUUUGAGAAAAUAUUUGCUUUAAUCUACUCCAGUAAGUUGUUAAAAAUGUUUUAAAAUAUGAUAUAAAAUUGAAUUAUCUUUUAAUUUAUUGUAAAUAAAUACAUUCUUUAUUCUUUGCAUGACCAUUCAUCACAAAAGAUGGCAAAUCUAUAUUAAGCAUAAUCAAAUGGAAUAUAUUGUAGUCUACCACAUUAAAAUAGGCACUUCAGGGUAAUUUCUUUCAUAACUAUGUCUGCUACAGGAAAAAAAAAAAAUGUUUGAAUGCUCUAAUUCCUUCUAUGUGGUGAUGAAGACAGAAGUUGCAAAUCAAAUGAAGGAAGAGUUGCCAUGAUCUUGAAGUGCCUAUUUUUAAGUAACAGACUAAUAGUCUAAAACAUAAGUACAGAAUUGCAAAAGUGUAAAUUACUUUAACUUGUAAUUACCUGAAAUAUGUUCUUCUAUUGCUAGUGAAUUUUUGACGAGAUUAAGUUUGUGUUGUAAAAUUCACAAAGAUAACAAGUCAUCAAAUAUUUACAUGAAUACAGUAAAGUACUACAGACAUAUUAAUGAAAAACAAUAUUAGCAAAAGGUAUAUAAUAUGAUUAAAAUCUUACAUAUUUCUUUAACUGCAUUUUCAUUAGGGAGUUAUAUAAAGAUACUAGAUUUUAGAUCUCUAAAGAGAAAAAUAAUUUAAUAUGUGCUUCAAUAACAUUGUUUUUUUUUUUUUUAACAUUUAUAAAAACAAAAUACAUAAAACUAGGAAAUAAGGAUUAAUUUCUCAUAACUAUAAAUUAAAGGCUGUGGCCUUUAUUGAGCACUGCUAUUUAAAAUCUCUUUAUUUUUAAAAAAAUUUCUUUGUUUUAUUUUAGGCCAACACAAUUCUCUACGAAAAGAAGUAUGCACCAAUAUUGCUUAAAAGCCACCACUAAAUUACACAUGUUGUUUUUAUCUUUUAUUAUAGUUUAUUUAUUUUUAUUUUCAAAGUUAGUAUUAUCAAUAAAAAGUUUUUAAAGUCUGUUAUUCUGUUUCAUUCUUUGUUUAUUAAAAUAAUAAAUAAUCUAAGAGAUAUGUGUCUUAUGAUUAGAACAAUUUGAACACAGUUACAAUGAGCUAAUGACAAUAGUACAUUUCCUUGUUGGAAGUAUCAAGUCGACAGAUACAGGUUUCUACAGAAAAAUGCUCGGCAUAUAUUUCUUAUGAUGAAAAAUAAUUCAAAUUUCUAAUUUCGAAAACACAUUUAUAAAACUGAAAAAGGUGAAACUAAUAAAACAUAUAGAAAGAAGCAAAAGCAAUAAUAAAUUUGGAAAAAUGCUCUUUUUGGGAGGGGGGGGAUAAUUAUUUAGGAAAAACGAAUUUCUUUACUCAAUAAAAAAUCAGAAUACUCACUUUCUUAAAUGCUUUUUAGCACUAGCCAGUGUUUAGUUUUAUUAAGCUACUCUUUCAGCAAUUCAUAAUGUCAAUUGUAAUGAUGUCUGCUCUUAAAUUAAUCUACUUGCUCUCUGAUUAUAUAAAUUAUUAUUUUUUUCUUCUACACUGUUUUCAGUUAUACAACAGAACCAAAAAAUACUCAAUUCUGAACCAACAAGUACCAUCUUAGACAUUAAAAUUAUAAAUAUGAAUCUAUAUCUUUAUUAAUUCUCAUUCAUGUUUCAUAAAUUUUCUCAUGCUUGAUUCAAGAUUUCAUAAACCAUGAAUAACUGGAUUAAAUUAUUUUUAUACAAAAUCUUAAAUACUAAAAAAUUUAUAAACUUUUUUUUUUUUUAAUAUCACCACAUGUUUACAAUCUCUAAACUUUUCUAGAGGGAGGGAGAACAAUAAAUUUGGAAAAAAAAAAAA
This is a messenger RNA of Stegodyphus dumicola, 7466 nucleotides long. RefSeq lists its product as uncharacterized. Lineage: Eukaryota; Metazoa; Arthropoda; Arachnida; Araneae; Eresidae. The record is from RefSeq and is a predicted model, not a curated record.